UUUGAGAAUGGAAUGUGUGCUUGGCAGAACAUUCCAGGAGAUGAUUUUGAUUGGUUAAGGAAUCAAGGAUCUACUACAGACUCAGGAACAGGACCUAAUGUUGAUCAUACCACUAAUACUGUGGAUGGUUUCUAUGUCUACACGGAGUCCAGCUAUCCCCAGGGAUCAGGAGAUGAGGCCUUUCUCUUCCUUGGUGUCCCUGAUCUGACCGGUCUUCACUGCCUUCAAUUCUGGUAUCAUAUGAUUGGUAAUGGUAUGGGGGAACUCCUGGUGUAUACAUCCAACUCAACUAUACUAGUAGUCACUGGGAAUGAUCUAUGGCGUAUGGUUGGUAGUCAAUCCCCUUCAUCAUAUGAGUGGCUGUAUGGACAGGUUACAAUUGACUUUGACUAUGCAAGCCAGAUUUAUUUUGUUGGUAUCGUUGGCUCAAGUAAAUCAGACAUGGCUUUAGAUGAUAUCUUCAUUGACAGUGGUGGUUGUGAAAUUCAACCGCCUCUAGCCGAUCCAUCAGUCGGACUCCAACCAUUGUCAUGUGACUUUGAUGAUAAUAGUCUAUGUAGUUGGACUCAAGACCGGACUGAUGAUUUUAAUUGGAUACUAAAUAAAGGCCAGACUAGUUCAUCCACCUCAGGACCUGAUACUGAUUACUCUGGAACAGGUUAUUACAUCUACCUAGAAGCUACCAGCCAAACUGAAGGUCAGGUGACUAGACUCCAAUCACCAACAAUGGUACCCUCAGGUGAAGGUAUCUUCUGUCUUCAGUUCUACUAUCACAUGUAUGGUAGUGGUAUGGGAACACUCAAUGUAAUAUUGGUUGGAGGAGGGGGAUCUACAGAGAUAUUAUUCUCUAAAGGAGGCACAGACAUGGGGAACGUAUGGAAUGAAGCCUUUGUCAACGUUGUAUCCAACGAUGUUGAGUUCCACUUGGUCUUUGAAGGUAUACGUGGGUCAUCUGAUUCUGGGGAUUUAGCUGUUGAUGUUAUCACCAUUACUGAUGGCUUAUGCCCACCAACAAGAACCUGUGAUUUUGAGCUUGGGUUCUGCGGAUGGUUACAGGAGCCCUCUACGGAUGAUUUUGAUUGGUCACGUGAUGCAGGUGUUGACGUUCCCCAUGGCAACGAUAAAUUCAUUGAUCAUACAACAGGAUCAGAUACAGGUCAUUUCAUCUAUGCUGAUCAGUCACUUGGUGCAGCAGGACAGAGGGCGCUGCUCUACAGCGGUGCCUUGGAUGCCACACCUGUUGGUGACUGUAUGACAUUCUGGUAUCAUCUAGCCAGUACAGAUAGGACAGUAGGAUCUAUUAGGGUAUGGGAAUUGAUUAAUGGAGAACUGGUUGGUCCUUACUGGGAGUCAGGAACAGGUGUUCAGCCUAGCUUCUGGAUGCAAGCUAAGGUUAAUGUCAAAGCAAGCACCACUUUUGAGGUUGUUCUAGAAGCCCAGCUUAGUGAUAGUACCAAUCAGUGGUUAGCUGUUGAUGAUGUCAUAAUUGAUAGUGAACCAUGCCAGCACCAAGGUCUGUGUGAUUUUGAAGAGAAUGAUUACUGUUAUUGGUCAAAUACAAAGAAUGGAGACAAGUAUGAUUGGGAAUUGAAUCGUGGAACUACUGGUAGUCAAGAAACCGGACCAAGUAAGGACCAUACCACUGGCACAGAAAAUGGUCGCUAUGUAUAUAUAGAUGCCACUGAUUUCAGACAAGCUGAUGACAAUGCAAGGCUUGAGAGUGCAACUCUUCCAGCUGAAGAUUCAUGCUUUAGAUUCUGGUAUCACAUGUAUGGAAAAGGAAUGGGAUCUUUGAAUGUCUACACCAGAGAUCAGAUAAACCAAUUAAUGGUUUUAGAAUGGUCUGAGAGUGGUAACCAUGGUGAUCGAUGGUUGGAAGGCGUGGUCUCCCUGUCGAGUAUGAACUCAUAUAAUAUCAUCAUGGAAGCAACCUUUGGUGGUAAUUACACCGGAGAUGUUGCAUUAGAUGAUACUUUCAUUACACAGACUGGCCUGUGCAAUGAUACUGGUGUCAUUGGGUGUGACUUUGAGGAUGAUAUAUGUGGCUACACUCAAGAAGAUGAUGAUGAUUUUGAUUGGACGAGACACAAGGGACACACAGGAACUUCUGACACUGGUCCUCCGUUCGACCAUACAACAGGAACAGUGGAUGGUUAUUAUAUGUACAUAGAAACUUCUGGUCAAAGUGACUUUAAUAAAGCUCGCAUCUCAACCCCGAUGGUUCAACCUGCCGCUAGUCAAUGUGUAUUAUUCUGGUAUCAUAUGUACGGCCUAUCAAUAGAUACACUCAAUGUUUAUACCCGUCGCAAUGAUGGGCAAUCCCAACUAAGACCAGUCUGGACAAUGCAUCAACAGCAGUCUUUUGAUUGGCUACUAGGGUCUAUACAGCUUCAUGAACCUAUUGAAUAUCAGGUGGUCUUUGAAGGAGUAGUUGGACAGCUUUAUUUCGGUGAUAUUGCUCUUGAUGAUAUCAGUAUGUAUGAUGGUCAAUGUCCAGCUACUUCAAUCUGUGAAUUUGAAACACCAAGCAUAUGUGGUUACCGUAACGACAAAUCCGAUGAUUUUGAUUGGAUAAGAUGGUCUGGUUCCACACCCACAGAUAAUACUGGACCUGAGUAUGAUAUGACGCCUAACGCACAGAAUGGUCACUACAUGUAUAUUGAAGCUGACCCUCCUCAAAAGGAAGGUGAUUUGGCUCUUCUGAUUGGUCCACAUAUGUCACAUGACACAGAUACUACAUCCUGCUGGUCUUUCUAUUAUAAUAUGUAUGGGAAAGACACAGGCAGUCUGGAAGUUCUGUUAAAUGAAAAUUCUGGUACUACUACGAUCCUGAGUGUAUUAGAAGGAGAUCAAGGGAUGUUUUGGUUAAGAGAAUCUAUUGAGGUUCAUUCUAAUGGAUAUGAAAUCAUCUUUAAAGGAAUAGUAGGUAACGGUAUAGAAGGGGACAUCGCUAUCGACUCUGUGGAUGCUGUACAAAAAAGUUGUUUAAGCUGUGACUUUGAAUUGAGUCUGUGUGAUUGGGGAAAUGUUGAAGAUAGUGAUUUUAAUUGGAUCCGAUGGAGAGGAGAGACUAAUACACCAGGAACAGGACCUGAUACAGACCAUACUAAAAGAACACAAGAUGGUUUCUAUGUCUACAUGAACUCUGCUGAACCUCGUGAAGAGGGUCAAGUUGCCAAAUUGAGGAAGACCUUUAUUCCCAGCACUGAAGCUGAAGAUAUGUGUUUUACAUUCUGGUAUAGCAUGGUUGGCCUUGAUAUGGGAACGCUAGAACUCUACAAGGAAGAAUUGGAAGGAGAUAGUGAAGGGGUCAUCUGGAGGCUAAGCGGUCAACAAAGUUCAUCUGGUUGGUUAAAGGCUACAGUGCCUUAUAGCAGAGCUGCAACGUUUGAAUUCCGAGGCAUUGUUGGAAAUGGCAGUCGAAGCGAUAUUGGCCUUGAUGACCUAAACCCUGUUUCCGGAAGAUGCAGUGUCACACCGGCUGAAGCUAGAGUUGGGGUACCUGUCACCCCAUCCUUACCCCCUACAAGUGAUAACCCAACAAGUGAUAACCCAACAACUCGUCGUAGGACUGAACAAAUCAAGACAACAUUGCCUCCAACAGAGGUGAUGAGAACAGAAGAACCACAGGGAGCUGAAGCGUUAGCAAUAACCCUUGGUGUUAUUGGUGGGGUAGUAGGUGUUAUUCUGAUAGUAAUUGCUUCUUGGUUCAUCACUAAAAGAAGAUCCAGUUCCAAGCUUGAAAUAGCAGCCCUCCAAAAUCACAUGGAAAACCCAGCUUAUGACCCAGAUGGAAUAGGUGGAGAUAUUGUAUUAAGAGACAUGGAAAAGAAACCAGUAGAUAUCGAACCACGUUACCAGUCUUUCGCUCCAGUAGUGAAUCCAGAUGAAGGCUUUGAAAAUCCUAUGUAUGCAAGCAUGAGGUCACCGGAUCAAUCUAUCAUCUAAUUAAUCAAAAGAUACACACGUUUUUCUAAGGUUUACCAAUUUAACUCCUUAAAUUGGUAACAAUGAACA
Lytechinus variegatus (green sea urchin) is the source of this 4017-nucleotide messenger RNA. RefSeq names its product MAM and LDL-receptor class A domain-containing protein 1-like. The transcript has 28 exons. Gene Ontology annotation, cellular component: membrane. The coding region runs from base 13 to 3948 and encodes 1311 amino acids. NCBI's taxonomy places the organism in Eukaryota, Metazoa, Echinodermata, Echinoidea, Temnopleuroida, Toxopneustidae. The record is from RefSeq and is a predicted model, not a curated record.